CCGACGGUUGAUUGUGAGAUGCAAGAGGGUUUAUUCAACCACUUUUGGAAAACUGUCCAAGACUAUGUCCCUUAUGAAAAGAGUAAUGUUCCUUGGUGGGCAGGUUGCUCGAUGGUGGUCACUGGAGGACUUGUGGUGUACGCCGCCAAGUCAGUCUUUCAAUUGUAUUGGACAAGGAAGAGGUUGAGACCACUCCAUGGAUCACAAAAUCUUCCUGGUCCUUCACCUUGGCCUAUUGUGGGAAACUGUAUUCCCUUAUCUUCGAAUUUGUAUCAAACACUGUAUCAAUAUGUGGAACAGCCCAUCAGUCUCUAUUUCAUUGCGUCCACACCUUUUGUGGUCGUGACAGAUGAAGCUGCUGUUCGCAAGGUUUUAGGUAGCGGUAUGUAUCAAAAACCAAAAUAUUUUGGUUACCGUUCCAGUACCAUUCGAUAUUCUGUCGAAAUGAAUCAGAAACUGAUACUUACAAAUGAACAAAUGAGACAACAACAAGCGGACAGUUCAAGAAAGGCAUUAAAAGUCAUGAUUGAUUCCAAGGUUUCAGAUAUAAUUGAUGGAAUGAUUGAAGCGGCGGAAGCUGUUGUUCAUGCAGUUGAUGGAAGAGAACAAGUCGAAAACAUUCGACGAAAAGUGAUCGAAUUGAAUUUAAAUGUUUUAUUUGGAUAUAAGAAUGACAAAGAUGUGGGUUCCCUAUCUCAUAUCAUCUUUGAAGCUGGAAAAGAAUUUAUUUUAAGGACAGUCAAUCCUUUUCGUAUUGGGUGGAGAUGGAUGGCCAAUUUUCGAUUUUUUCAAUAUGUCUUUUCGUUGAUUACGAUUGGCAGAAGAGUUUGUCAACAUAUGGAUAGUCAACCAGCUACAUGGGUUCAUGGUUGGGUAGGUAAAGUAGGAAAAAUUGGCAAACUAGGAAAAGUUGUUGGUUUAAUAAUGGCAUCGAGUCAAACCGUGCCUACAACAUGUUUAUGGUUACUUUUCUUGCUUUCGAAAUAUCCACAAGUAGUUGAAAAGAUAAGAGAGGAAACAUCUCGUGUUUUACAUUCCACAAAGAAACAAAGUAUGGAGGAGUUUACUGUGGAUGACUUGAACGAGUUGGCAUAUGUGGAUUGCGUAGUGAAAGAAUGUUUGCGCUUGUAUCCUCCUUUUCCUUUGUUACAAAGAGAGCCCGAGAUGGAUGAUAUUCUAGAAAAUGUAAAGAUUCCUGCAAGGACUCCAGUUUAUAUUGUUCCUUGGUUACUUCAUCAUCAUCCAAAAUAUUGGAAACAGCCGGAAGAUUUUAUACCCGACAGAUUCAUGUACAAUGCUAGUCAUGGAGAUGCACCGUCGGACUUUGUAUAUAUUCCUUUCGGUAGAGGUUCAAGAAUGUGUGCUGGUUAUCAUUUGGCGCUGUUGGAACUGAAAAUUUUGACAAUAUAUGUUUGCCAAUAUUAUGAUUGGAAAUGUUCAUUUCCUCAAGGAAAAGAACCAGUAAGCAAAAAAUAUCCAAUAGAAACUAUCACUCACUCAUCUUGCAACCGUUUCUUCUUUAUUAUGCAAUUGUUGUCGAUAGGCAAUGUUUCCUAGUAUCUCAAUGACACCUGAGAACAUUGAAA
Galdieria sulphuraria is the source of this 1586-nucleotide messenger RNA. Its product is annotated as cytochrome P450 isoform 1. Gene Ontology annotation, molecular function: iron ion binding; oxidoreductase activity, acting on paired donors, with incorporation or reduction of molecular oxygen; monooxygenase activity. The transcript has 9 exons. NCBI's taxonomy places the organism in Eukaryota, Rhodophyta, Bangiophyceae, Galdieriales, Galdieriaceae. The record is from RefSeq and is a predicted model, not a curated record. Bases 19 to 1557 code for a protein of 512 amino acids.